This is a messenger RNA of Acomys russatus (golden spiny mouse), 437 nucleotides long. RefSeq names its product chromosome 6 C1orf100 homolog (gene Spmip3). The transcript has 4 exons. Bases 1 to 435 code for a protein of 144 amino acids. NCBI's taxonomy places the organism in Eukaryota, Metazoa, Chordata, Mammalia, Rodentia, Muridae. The record is from RefSeq and is a predicted model, not a curated record.
AUGACGACCAGACGACUACGGGAAUUUGUAGAGAGACGCCCAUUGAUUCCACCUAGUGUAUUCAUCACUCGCCAAGGAAAGGACGUCAAAGGCUAUUACCCUGGGCAGCUGGCAAGAGUCCAUAUUGAUUGCAGUGUGAAGAAGUCUCCAAGACCCCUCAUAGACUUGGAAAUUCCACCCAAGAGCAAAACUCCGUAUCAGCCUCAAUUAGAUCAGCAAACCCUCAUUCGAUACAUUUGUUUCAGAAGAUUGUCAAGGCCCACAGACUCAUGGCAUAAUGAAACAACGUACCAAAGAGACUACUCCCUGCCAUUUUACGAGAUAGGUUCUGAUCAGAAAUUAGGCACCAUUUUAUUGAACCCUAGACCACUUAAUUCACUACCCGAAGUCUCCUGUUGUGAUGAGAGAAGCAGCUUUGCAAGAAAUGCUUUCUAAAA